AUGUCUUCGAUAUUAGAAUCCUCUAAGGGAAUAAUUAAAGAAGCGAGGUAUGCUAUAAUUUUAGAGAUUAGAGAAUUAGCAUAUUUGGGUAAAUAUCCAGAAGCAAUCAUGAAAUUCAAAUCCUAAAUUGAAACAUUAAGUCAAUAAUUGGGAAAAAAUCAAGGAGAUUAGUUACUAUAUCAAGAAUGGAGCAAACUAGUGAAUGAUAUAAAAGAAGAAUUAGAUUUAACUCAAACAUUAUUUGACUUUACAAAAGGCAAUUCUAAUAAUUAGUAAUAGCCAUCUCCUUAGAAACCGAAAGUAGUUUAAGAAUGUCCUGAAUUUCAUGAUGACAACAGAUAGCCUCGAUUGCCAUUCAAUUAAAUACCUUUCUAACAUUAUCAAAGAGAGAAUACAUCUCCGUCGUAGAAAGCCAAUUAAUUUUAAAUAUCACCUCCUAAGUAGAAAGCAUAAGAUCCGGAUGAAAUUUUCUUUGGUGGUUUAAGAGGAGGUAAUGAUGGUAAGAAAGCUAACAAUAAUAACAACAAUAAUGGUAAUAAUGGCAAUAACUUAAACCACAAUCCUAGCAAUUACUUCAAUAAUAACAACGGCAAUAAUAACUAUAAUAGGCGUCCGACCAAUAAUCCUCCUCCAAAAGAUCCUGAUGUUUGGGAUCCCCCUUCUAAAAAGCCAGAUAAACCAAAGCAAUCUCAAAAGGAUGCUAAAUCAAACAAUAUUUUUAAACCUUAGGCACAACCAUAGCCAUAGGCGAAGGGUAAUUAAAGGAAAGAAUAUGAUAAGGGAAAGAAAAACAAUGUUGCUGGUGAUAAGAAACCUGUAGAGGGUCAAAGAAAAACAUAUCAUGAUCAUGUUUAUCCAGAUGGAAGAGGUCCAGAUAGUGAUUUAAUUUAAAUGAUUGAAAGGGAGGUACUAGAUCUAACACCAAAUGUUUCAUUUGAAUAAAUAGCAGAAUUAGAAUUGGCUAAGGAUACUCUAUAAGAGGCUGUCCUACUCCCAAUAUUUAUGCCUCAAAUAUUUACGGGAAUUAGAAGACCUUGCAAAGGAGUAUUGUUAUUUGGACCUCCAGGAACUGGAAAAACAAUGCUUGCCAAAGCUGUUGCUACUACUGGAAAAACAACAUUCUUCAAUGUUUCUGCAUGCACUUUAGCAAGCAAAUGGAAAGGAGAAUCUGAGAAAUUAGUUAGACUCUUGUUCGAUAUGGCUAAAUUUUAUGCACCUAGCACAAUCUUUUUUGAUGAAAUUGAUGCUUUGGGUUCUAAGAGAGGAGAUAACGAUGUAAAAUUAUCUUAUAAUCGUAGAGUUAAGACAUAAAUGCUAAUAGAGAUGGAUGGAGUUUCUGGUGCUAGUACUGGAGAAGAAAGAAAAACAGUAAUGUGUCUAGCAGCUACCAAUCGACCAUGGGAUUUAGACGAGGCUCUAAUUAGAAGACUUGAAAGAAGAAUAUAUAUUCCAUUGCCAAGUGUUACAGGCAGGAAAGUUCUUUUCGAAAUCAACUUACACUCUUUAAAGUUGUCACCAAAUAUCAAUUGGGAUCAAUUAGUUAAUAGAAGUGAUGGUUAUUCGGGAGCAGAUAUUGCGAAUGUUUGUAGGGAGGCAUCUAUGUUGCCAAUGAGAAGAAAGUUAAAGGAAGAGGGAGGAUUCUAAAAAUUACAAUAGAAAUAUGAAGACAUCUCAAAUGUUGUUGAUGUACCUUUAGAAUAGAGAGAUUUUGAGGAAGCAUUAAAGAUAGUUAAUAAAUCUGUUUCAUCAGAAUAUCUAAAAGAAUAUGAAAAUUGGAUGAAAGACUUUGGUGCUGGUUGA
This is a messenger RNA of Paramecium tetraurelia, 1800 nucleotides long. RefSeq lists its product as uncharacterized. Gene Ontology annotation, molecular function: ATP binding; ATP hydrolysis activity; microtubule binding. The record is from RefSeq and is a predicted model, not a curated record. NCBI's taxonomy places the organism in Eukaryota, Ciliophora, Oligohymenophorea, Peniculida, Parameciidae. The transcript has 5 exons. Gene Ontology annotation, cellular component: microtubule cytoskeleton. Gene Ontology annotation, biological process: microtubule severing.